Molecule: messenger RNA, 1269 nt
Organism: Hibiscus syriacus
Lineage: Eukaryota; Viridiplantae; Streptophyta; Magnoliopsida; Malvales; Malvaceae
Product: BTB/POZ and MATH domain-containing protein 4-like
Exons: 2
Coding region: 733-1269 (178 amino acids)
Biological process (GO): protein ubiquitination
Molecular function (GO): protein binding
Source: RefSeq, a predicted model, not a curated record
UCGUACCCUUGAAGAAGUGUUACUUUAUUUGUGAAAUUUGUGAAAAAUAAACGUCUUAAAAGGUCACAGGGUCUUUGAAUCUCUCUUGACGUGCCUCUUUUAUACGGAAAUAGGACCUUAUAUUCUUUGCCACCGGAAGUAGUAGGAGAUUUUUUUUUUAUGUGGGAAAUAUAGAAAUAUUAACUUGUUUAGGUGCAUCUCUGUCUGGUAUGAUUUGGUAAAUGAUGCUUUAUGUGGUUUCGGCUGGGGCUUAUGAUAAAAGUUUCUUGUUUACUAGCUUUUGAUAUCAAUUUGAAACUUGAUUAAGUGUGAUGAUAAUGCUAUUGCUAUGGUGGGAACUUAGUGUUUAGCUGUAGAAAAUCUGUGUUUCCAAAAUGCUAUUUUUAUGUACUUUUGGCUGUCUGGUCGUAUGCAGUUCUGAUGAUUUAUUUAUUUGAUUGUAAGGUUGAUCUGGUAAGGCCUACUUUAUAGGCUUUAUCUAAUCGAAUAUAAUCUGUGGAUGGUCUACUUAACUUGUUUGCCGGACUUGAAUUGUAAUUAUUUCUCCCAUGCUCUCAUUAAUCUUGGGGAUACAAGCGUUUCUUCAGAAGAGCUUUACUUUAAACAUCAGAUUACCUCAAGGAUGACUGCUUGAAAAUAAAUUGUACUGUUGGAGUUGUAGUUUCAGCAAUAGAUUCUUCACUGCUACACUCAAUUCAGGUGUCAGAGUCGGAUCUAGGAACACAUUUUGGUAUGUUGCUGGAAAAUAUGGAAGGUUCAGAUAUUACAUUUGAUGUGGCUGGAGAAAAAAAUCAUUCUCAUAAGUUGGUAUUAGCUGCUAGAUCCCCUGUUUUUUUAUCUGAAUUUUUUGAUGGGGCGGAUGGAGAAAUGAAAGAGAUAGUUAUCACCACUUUAGAACCUAGGGUUUUUAAGGCCUUGUUUCACUUUAUUUACAGAGACACUCUUUCGGAAGAUGCAGAGAGUGUUGGGUCUAGUUCUGCUUUCGAAUCAUUAGUGUCUGAAACACCAAUAGCUAAAUUGUUAGCAGCAGCUGAUAGGUAUUGUCUGGAGAGAUUGAAAUUAGUGUGCGAGUCCCGUUUCUGCAAGAAUAUAUCUGUAAAUUCUGUUGCCAAAAUUCUAGCCUUGCCCGAUGAAUAUCAUGCUAUGGAACUAAAAUUUGUUUGUCUCAGAUUUGCUGCUGAAAACCUUGCAGUUCAGUUAAACUUCUUCCACUUUAUAUAUUUUCUUUUGACAUGUGUUUACCCUAUGAACUCAUCAAUUAGUGUAUAA